This is a messenger RNA of Epithele typhae, 573 nucleotides long. RefSeq lists its product as uncharacterized. Lineage: Eukaryota; Fungi; Basidiomycota; Agaricomycetes; Polyporales; Epitheliaceae. Gene Ontology annotation, molecular function: protein binding. The coding region runs from base 1 to 573 and encodes 190 amino acids. The record is from RefSeq and is a predicted model, not a curated record. The transcript is spliced from 3 exons.
AUGACCUCCAUCCCUGGUCUUGACGACGACAUCUUUCUCGUCGUGUUCUCCUUCUUGGACAGGAAGGACGCACUCGCGGUGUCCUCCUGUGCAAAGAGACUCUACUACGUGGCAAUCCCGGAGGCUUUCAGGUCCUUCAACGUUCGCAAGAACCGGAAGGAUGAGGGAUGGAGCCAUCCAGACAAGGCUCUUAAAGCAAGCGCGUGCUCCGACCUGCUUCAAAGGAAGGCCUCGUUCUAUAACGGGGUUCAUCGCGGUCGACACCUUCACCGCUUAGCACUCCGUAUGUUUUCCAAACGGGAUUUUCUUCAUUUCCCCGUCCUCCUCGCCGCCCCCGACCGGUUGCAGACCUUUUACCCGGGCAACUUGGAGUCCCUUCUGAGGGAACACAGUCGCGUCGCUGAAGACAUAGGCAACAUGACCGAGCUCAAGCAGGUCAUCCUUCGCGAAGUAGGGCCCUGGACUAUGGAACGACUACAGGCCAUGCUGUCCGCGCAGAAGCUAACUUCAAAGUUGACAAUCAUCAGGCAUCGAAAGUUUGCCUCAAGCUGCACCGCCGCGGAAGCGCCCUAA